AUGUCCGGUCGCGGCAAAGGAGGUAAAGGCUUGGGCAAAGGUGGUGCUAAGCGUCAUCGUAAGAUUCUACGCGAUAAUAUCCAAGGAAUUACCAAGCCAGCGAUCCGUCGUCUCGCUCGCCGUGGGGGUGUAAAGCGAAUUUCUGGACUGAUCUACGAGGAGACACGCGGUGUUCUGAAAGUUUUCCUUGAGAACGUUAUCCGCGAUGCCGUGACCUACACCGAGCACGCCAAGCGUAAGACCGUUACAGCCAUGGACGUAGUAUACGCUCUGAAACGACAAGGACGUACUCUGUACGGUUUUGGGGGUUAGAAUACACUGUAAUCCCUGAUCAACACUUAAACCAACGGCUCUUUUAGGAGCCAACAAAUGUAUGAAAAGCUCUGACCAAUACGUGAUAAGAGAAUUUGUUUUCAUUACGAUCAUUGCUGAAGGUUUAUAUACAUAUCAACAAGUCAACAUACACCUGAAAUCGAUUCAGCGCUUUAUUUACUGGGUGCGUCCACGCCAGUUUUUUUUUCUUUUUAGUGACUUUACAGCAGCGCAGUCGUUACUUAUACAGGGAAAUUAUUUUUUUUCCCGUCUAGAUUAGCCUCAUAGCUCUUUGCGGGGCAUACAAUACUGUAAAGCUUUUGUCUUUAAUUAGUUAGUGAAUAAACUGUUGUUGUACGUUGUUGUUGUGGCAGAAUUAAGAGAGCAAGCUGGUUUGUGUCGUUACCGACGACGGUUUAUAACUGUGUUAGUUUAUUUUACGUAAACAGCUUGUGUACCGAAGGAAAUCACGACGAUCUCUUGUAAUUUUUAGGCAAAGAAAACAACAUUUCAAGCUCAGUAGUAGCAGCAAUGUUUGUUCCCGGUUGGUAGGAAUGCGAUUAAUUGUGUACUCGUUUAAAAAGAGCAGAAAGUUGUUCGAUUGUCGCUUGGUAUGUACCUCGAAGUUCGUAUAAAAACCUGUUGGAAACAGCGCGAAUGAAACCUGCAUAGAAAGCAAACGCAAUUUCAACUUUCAUGAUAUAAUCACAUCAGUCUUUAAAUUCAUGUUACACCGAGCUAAACUGACCUAAGACUGGUUUCAGUUUUUUCAAGCAAUGCUGUGGUUGCUGUUGUUUGUUUCUUACAUGCGAUAGCCGAAAUAGCGCUAAAUAUGCUUUGGUAUACGCAUUUAUGAACAAAACUAGCAACAUGGAACCAUGCAAAAACAAAUAGAAAUAGCGAGUUUCCGCGAGACAUAAUUAUUUGUGGCUAAGUAUCGAUCGAGUUAUUAACCCCAAACUUAGACGGCGAAUACUAUUUGGGGGUAGAUUACAAAUUUAUAUCGUGAUUGGUCAUGACUUUAUUCUAGACUUGGUGGCUCUAAAAAAGAGCCGUUUGUAUUUAUGGUUGUUGCCGUCGCUUAGUGUUGUUUCUUCUCUGUCUUUUUAGGUAGUAAUACUGCCUGAAUGUUGGGAAGAACACCGCCUUGAGCGAUGGUGACACCGGCAAGGAGUUUGUUUAAUUCUUCGUCAUUUCGCACAGCCAACUGGAGGUGACGAGGAAUGAUUCUUGACUUCUUGUUGUCGCGUGCUGCGUUUCCUGCUAACUCGAGGAUCUCAGCACUCAGAUACUCAAGUACGGCAGCCAAGUACACGGGAGCACCGGCUCCGACGCGUUCAGCGUAGUUGCCUUUACGAAGAAGGCGAUGGAUGCGACCAACAGGAAACUGUAGACCUGCCCUGGAAGAACGAGUCUUUGACUUGGUGCCCUGGGCUUUACCUUUUCCUCGUCCGGUCAUUUUGUCGAGUAACUCGUAUCUUAAGUUUCAGUUUAAGUUUCAGGAGACUGUUUUCCAAGACAUGACUUCGGCCGCCAUAAUUUAUCACGCGCGGACUGCGUUUCGUGGAUCAGAUUGCACCAAUCAAAAGUCUUACAUUGGCUCAUAAAAGAAAUUCUAGCCUUGCAAUUGUUCUCUUUGUGUCGAUUGGCGGCACGCUCCAUUGUUUACACCGAGAAAAAAAAAGACACCAAUCACCGACGAGAACUUGCGAUCCGCAUAUUAAUUGAUCCUAUUGAAUUUGGCAACAUAAAUAGAAACUGUGAUAUCCCGAAUUACCAAACUCUAUUUCGAAAAGGCAGAGAUAUCUUUCUUUACCAUGGCACCUAAACCGAUUGCAGCUAAAAAGGGAGAGAAGAAGAGCGGCGGUAAGGCAAAAUCCACGUCGGGCGACAGUACGAAAAAACGGCGAUCGAAACGGAAGGAGAGUUAUGCGAUCUACAUCUACAAAGUGUUGAAGCAGGUACAUCCUGACACCGGAAUCUCCAGCAAAGCAAUGGGUAUCAUGAACUCUUUCGUGAACGAUAUCUUUGAGCGCAUUGCUACAGAAUCCUCCCGUCUAGCCCACUACAACAAGAAGUCCACUAUCAGCUCCCGCGAGAUUCAGACAGCCAGCCAUCAGACUGCUCCUUCCAGGAGAACUCGCAAAGCACGCAGUCAGUGA
Messenger RNA from Porites lobata, 2474 nucleotides. NCBI's taxonomy places the organism in Eukaryota, Metazoa, Cnidaria, Anthozoa, Scleractinia, Poritidae. The record is from the annotation of a GenBank genome assembly.